Chara braunii is the source of this 1295-nucleotide messenger RNA. The record is from the annotation of a GenBank genome assembly. NCBI's taxonomy places the organism in Eukaryota, Viridiplantae, Streptophyta, Charophyceae, Charales, Characeae.
GCAUGUGCAUGCCGAACUCGUACUUGAUCACUGGUCCACUGAUCAGCUAUGGCAGCCCUGCAGAUCACCAUUGUCUGCACUGGUCCACCUCCGCUCCUGUUCCAGCCCCAGGUAUUCACUGAACUCGAAGUUGGAUCCCUUGUGCGGAGGCAAAUCCACAGUCUGCUCCGCCGUGAGUCUGCCGGCCCCGUGGUGGACCUUAGGCGAAGCCAGUUGAGGUGGAAAGCAUCCUGCCCGCCAAGCACACCAUGCAUAAUGCGAAGAAGCGGACGUACUAGGGCUAUCCCGGGGGAUGCGAGCAGGGGUGGUGGGGCGUUCUCCAAGAUCGGGCCUGGGUGGAGGUCGAAGAGGACCGCAGAGGCUAGCAAGCGGGUUAUAACCAGCGAGCCAGACCCGGGCAUAUUCGGCCCCAACACAGUGACGUGGCACCUGCAUGGCGAUCCAGCAUGGUGGAUCGCUGGGAUCUGCAGUCUGUACCUCCAGGCACGGCAUCCACGUGCUGUCGCAGCCAUUGUGCAAAACUCUAUGUUCCAGAAGGACCCCCUGGGUCGCAUACUGAGGACCGCCAAGUACCUGAGCUUGACCACAUACGGCUCAACGGAGGAGGCAGAAAACGCUGCCUGCCCAGUGCGUGCGGUGCAUCACAAGCUCAGUGCGGUGGACCCGCAGACCGGUGACGUGAUACGCCUCGACGAUCCUGAUCUACUGCUAUGGGUGCACUGCGCAGCGGUUGCAUCGAUGGCCACCGUCAGUCAGCACGCGGGCUUUACGCUGUCCGACGAGCAGAUGGACCGAUACUACGACGAGCAGCGCCGGUCUGCUGCUCUGGUGGGCCUGGACCCAGAGAAGACACCAGGCUCGCAGAGUGCCAUGGCAGAUUACUUCACCCAGGUUCGUCCUCAACUGCAGAGGACACCUGAGUCAGAUCUUCUGUACGACUUCCUUCACGACCCGCCGACCAACUGGUGGUCGUUGCACGUCAACCUCGCUUAUCGGCCCAUCAGCCACCUCGCGUACUCUUUGCUACAGGAUUGGGCCCAGAAGCUCCACGGGCAUAGGGCAUGUCCCACCGGGCUGGUGGACGCAGGGUUGCACGUGUUCCGGGCAGCUGGACUUGUGGUGCCAAGGGAGAUCCGGGCGUGCUAUCCCUUUGACCAUGUCGAGCGUGCUGUGGAACGCCUUGGUGAGCCCGUCUUCCCGGCAAUGUCAGUGCCAGUGCCACGUUAACGACCCAGCCAUUGAACGUUCUCCAACUUGAAGUAAUGGGGGUCCUGCAGUCACCAGGCCCGUUUGAG